GUGCUGUGGAUUACUGACGUCACCAUUCUCCUCAUUGCACAGCUGUACCGGCCCAACGCGGUCUUCCCCGAGGGGGGCAAGAUGAGCAAGGUGCUGGACGCCCUCAAGCCGGGCGACACCAUGGACGCGCGCGGCCCCACCGGCCGCUUCUGGUACCAGGGCCACGGCAAGCUGGCCUUCAAGCAGCGCAAGUGGGACGAGGGGCCGACCGCCUUCCACGAGGCCAAGAGGAUCGUGAUGCUGGCGGGCGGCUCGGGCAUCACUCCGAUGCUGCAGCUCGUCAAGCACGUCCUCAAAGACCCCACGGACGACACGCAGCUCGAGCUCCUGUUCGCCAACAAGUCCGAGGAAGACAUCAUGCUGAGGGACCAGCUCGACGAUCUGGCCGCCAAGCACCCAAAGCAGUUCAAGGUCUGGUACACCGUGGACAAGGCUCCUGAGGGCUGGAAAUACAGUGAAGGCUUCAUCAACGCUGACAUGAUUAAGGACCAUCUUUCCCCUCCUUCUCCUGACACAUUUGUUUUCCUAUGUGGUCCAAAGCCUAUGAUUGAGAAAGCCUGCAAACCUGCCCUAAAAGCUCAAGGAUUCCCUGAAGAACGUAUUCACAAGUUUUAAGUGUCCUAAUAAUGUUAAGUAUUAAACUAAACAGAGCUGUGAUAUAAGUGUAUACAUAAUGAACAAAACUUCAAUAAACAAAGAAAAUACUUUAACAGAG
Messenger RNA from Frankliniella occidentalis (western flower thrips), 715 nucleotides. RefSeq names its product NADH-cytochrome b5 reductase 2. Gene Ontology annotation, cellular component: mitochondrion. NCBI's taxonomy places the organism in Eukaryota, Metazoa, Arthropoda, Insecta, Thysanoptera, Thripidae. The transcript is spliced from 2 exons. The record is from RefSeq and is a predicted model, not a curated record. The annotation marks the transcript as partial. Gene Ontology annotation, molecular function: FAD binding; oxidoreductase activity.